CUGCGGUCUUUCAAAGCCUUUAUCACGAGCUGUGAAGUGAUGUUUUGCAGGAGCAGCUGGCACAACAUACCAAAGCUUGGUCGGCGGUGGAUGUCUUCCUUGCAGGGAGAACUUGCAGCUUAUCAGCAACCGCUCACUAAGGUAACCAAGCUUUCGAGCGGCAUGAGAGUUGCCUCACAAUACACACCUGAUGAAACAGUCACUGUUGGCGUGUGGAUUGAUGCUGGAAGUCGCUUUGAAACAAAGGAAAAUAACGGGACAGCGCAUUUCUUGGAGCACAUGGCGUUCAAAGGAACAAAACGGCGAAGCAGAAUUCAGUUGGAGCAGGAGAUUGAGAAUAUGGGCGGGCAUUUGAACGCGUACACCUCCCGGGAACAGACGGUGUACUACGCCAAGUGCUUCAAGAGUGAUUUGCGAAAUGGUGUUGAUAUAUUGGCUGACAUCCUGCAGCAUUCCACGCUUGAUCAGGGUCAUCUUGACUUUGAGAGAGGAGUCAUCCUUCGAGAAAUGGAGGAGGUGGAAAAAACAACAGAAGAGGUGAUUUUUGACCGCCUACAUCUGACGGCCUUCCACGACAGCCCGCUUGGCUACACCAUCUUAGGGCCUGUGGAGAAUAUCCAGUCCAUCACUCAACAGCAUUUGCGCGAGUAUGUAAAGGAUAAUUACCUGGCCGAACGCAUCGUAGUUGCGGCUGCUGGACCUGUGGACCACAGUGAGCUCGUGCGGAAUUCUGAAGAGCUCUUCAGUCAUUUUCGAUCUGGUGGCGGAGCCAGGAAAGAGGAAAAGCCAGCCUUUUGUGGAGCAGAGCUGCUCUACAGGUCUCAAGAGGAAGGAAGCCUGGCACAUUUUGCUGUCGGCUAUGAAGGAGUUCCAUGGACACACCCAGAUUCCCUAACUUUCAUGGUUAUACAGUCCAUCAUUGGCAAUUACAAGAAAAACGAGGGCCUUGUGCCUGCUAAACUGUCCAGCAAUAGGUGCCGCUCUGAGCCUGAGCUCUAUUAAAUGUUGACGCAUUUUUGUGUGGAUUUCUUGCUUUUACGCUGCACCUACCCCACCUUCCUUUUCUCUCUGAUCGCUUAGCAACUGAACUCUCACCAACUCAUCUCACAUCAGCUUACUUUCAGUCACUUUCACUCACUCUCUUCCAUUCACUCACAUCGGUUUUCCUGCCCUUGCGUUUCCCUGCAUUUUGCUCGUUCUUAGGGGGAUAGGAGGUUCUGCUGACGUGCCACACCGUCCC
Molecule: messenger RNA, 1240 nt
Organism: Durusdinium trenchii
Lineage: Eukaryota; Dinophyceae; Suessiales; Symbiodiniaceae
Source: the annotation of a GenBank genome assembly